Molecule: messenger RNA, 2001 nt
Organism: Besnoitia besnoiti
Lineage: Eukaryota; Apicomplexa; Conoidasida; Eucoccidiorida; Sarcocystidae
Exons: 2
Coding region: 1-2001 (666 amino acids)
Source: RefSeq, a predicted model, not a curated record
AUGUGUGAAGCGUUCGCAUCGGUCAGAGCCCUCAGUGGUUACUCCGGCGAGACGGACGACACAAUGCAGUUACAGCUGCCUCUCCGUUGCGGGCAGGCUGUCUUGGCUCUUGCCAUUCUGCACGCUUGCAGAGAUUGCGAUGGUGCUCAUGAUCUGUUGCGAGUCCCCAGCACCGAGACACCACUGGGCGUUUCCAGCUCGACGGUACUUGAAGAAGACAAAGAGAUUGCACAAAAUCACGGUUUGGCGCACAAGUUUCGGCGUUAUGUUAAAGAGGAGCAUGUGACGAACAAAAGUGCUCCGUCGGAUGCUGACGCUGAGGACGAAGGUGCUAUCUAUGAUGCAUUGCCGCUUCAGAUCAAGCGCAGAGCCCCAAGCAACCAUUCUCCAAGUCUACUGCAUCUGGCAGUACCCCUCGGUACUGCGUUCUUUUCGGGAGCUGCCUUGAAGAGUAGCAUUGUCGGAGAUUCCCACCAUGCGUGGCCCUCCUUGCCUGGCACAUUUUCCGGCGGGCCGGACUCAGGUGCCGACGGAUGCGGUCUCUUGUGCCUCAUGUCUGAUACCGACAUGACGGACGUACCGCAGGAACACAACGAACAAGAGGUUACGACAGGUGGAAGCCAAGGCCGCCAGUCAGGAAGUACUCGUUCUACAUCCUCUUCGAGCACCGGUGAAUCGACAGGAGCAAGCGCAGACAGCUUCGACUACGACUCUCCCUCUGUCAGCGUGUCUCCGGAAUCAGCAGCUCAGGGCUUGUGGCGAUUUGGCAGCGUGGCAUUGAAAUCAGCAUCACUGGCUACUGGCUUCCUCGCGUUUGCCCUCGCAGCUGCGGCGGUUGGCCUGGGUGUGAGGCGUUCAAGUCUAGAGCGCCACCGGCAUGGUCUGAUUGGCCGCGGCACAGCAGCCUGGCAUUCCAGGACCUGCUUCGUGUUCAUUGACAUCGACGCUGCCAGAACAACUGGUAGAAUUUCCGGUAGGAUUGUGCCAGGCUCCGCGCGUAUCUCAGUAAGCAGGCUGUCCAACAGAGCGAUCCUGCGAUACCUGGAGAAACCUCAUUUAUUCGACAAUGGCUUGCAAGGCAUACUGAGACGAAGUAUUAAGAGAGUUGAGGCAUUUCAGAUACCAAGUCAGUGUUACGCAGAGGCGAGCUUGUCUCCCGUCCCCAAGCGUAGAGGCAAUCCACAGCCCGUAGUCACGACGAAGUCCGCUUACUUUCGGGAAAUUGUAGCCAGGAAUAACGCGCAGAAAGGCUCUGUUGUCGGAAUGCUGAUCCACUUGGAUCGGUGCCCUGGAUGGCAGUCGAUCCCCAGGGAUCCAUCCAUCGACGGCGAUGAGGCACUUUUCAUGAAGAUCUUUUCUUCUCAUCCGUUUUGUGCCGCCGGUUGGUGUGACGGCGUCCUGAAAGCUGCCGGGCCUCCGCAUCCUGGAGUCCCACCUAGGGGCACGGUUCCGUGGAUCAUUUCGGUGGACACGUUCGGUCACGGCAUACGACUUCUGGCGUCGGUAGGUGCAGUGGAAAACGGUAGCCGAAGUCGUCUGUACUUUCUUGUAUCGGCCCCGCAUAUUGAUAGGAUUCGUUUGUUUAUAGCCAUUGGGAGCGGCCACCUGGCCAUCACUGAAAACAUCCCCACGGUUGAGGAUUCUUGUAGCGCCGCUGGUGCUUUCUUCUCUGGAACUGAGCUGAUGAGAUACUCGAUCAUUCCUUUCGCAGACGCCGGGCAGCCAGCGCCAUCCCACCCGACAGUAUCUCGUGCAGACGUGGGUGACAGUAGCAGCCCUGAUCUCAGCAACAACUCUGACGUUCAUCAGUCUACAGUAGUAAGAGAGAACUGGUGGCGUAAGUGGCUGGCGGCUCUACAGGAGGCACAGGAACCGCAUCCGUCGGAAGCCGAGGCGCAGCUGGCCGGCAUCAUUAUUGAAAUGCACCUGCAAAACAUCGCGCGAUUGCCAAAGGAAGUGCCAUUAAGGAAAGAGGAUACUCUUUUCGGCAAUAGCAACUAA